CGCUCGCUGUCACUCGGCUGACCUCGACCUCCGCCAGCAUGUCCACCAGCUGCCGCUCUGGAAACUCCUCCUCCCGCUCCCUGGGCAGCUCCCAGCGCUGCCCCAGCUCCUCCUGCGGCUCCUCCUGCGGGUCCUCCUGCAGCUCCUCCAACCCCGGCACCCCGGCCCCCAGCAGGGACCCCUGCCCCUGCCUGCAGGGCCCCUCUCCCCAGAGCAGCUACCAGGUCAUCUGCUGGGCGCCCAGCAGCUGCCGGCCGUCCUGCUGCAGCCCGAGGGUCCCCGUGCCCAGCAGCCCCUGCCAGGUCCCGUCCACUGGGGCUCAGGGCCAGGGGUCCAGCAGCAGCUGCUCCCAGGGCUCUGGGUCUGGUGGCCUCAGACCCCAGGGUUGUGGUGCCUGUGGGGUCCCUUCCCCGGACCCUGGAUCCGGAUCCCGCCGCCCGACCUGCGGGACCCCCAGGAGCUGCCAGUCCUCCGGCGGCCGACCGUCCUGCGGGUCGUCUGCCUGUUAGACCGGCUUCCUGACCGUCCGACCACAGCGCCCCCUCCUCUGCUUGGAGCUGCUCCUGCGGCCUCUCCCGGGGGAUGGGGGGCACCCGGCCGCUCUCCCCACCGGCUCUCCCCCUCGCUGGCGUUCACCCUGGCUGACAGACGGGUCUUUCCAACAGUGAAGUCCACGAGUGAUCGAAACACCGAGUCCAACGUCUGUAAUUCUGAAACAACUGCUGCAGAUCGACAUAAACUCUCCUCGCGCCACGUGUUUGACCCAAUAAACUCACU
Molecule: messenger RNA, 777 nt
Organism: Phyllostomus hastatus (greater spear-nosed bat)
Lineage: Eukaryota; Metazoa; Chordata; Mammalia; Chiroptera; Phyllostomidae
Product: keratin-associated protein 13-1-like
Exons: 1
Coding region: 39-509 (156 amino acids)
Source: RefSeq, a predicted model, not a curated record